AUGGCCACAGUGGACCCCGCGUCGAUACCUCUUCCCAACGGCGACACGCCCAAGCCUCAGUCAGCGGUACGGCUGACUAACCUACCGUCGAUUAAGAACGCGCCCUUCCCAGCGGAAGGCAAUGGCUCGUUCUCAAAUGUCGCGUUGGCUGGGCUCGUGCUCGGUGUUCCUUAUGUCGUGAAGCGCAUGUUGCCAAUUAUAAAUCGUGGUGGCACUGGCACGUAUUGGUUCUUGGUCAUUGUUCUCGGUUUGCCUGUUACCAUUGGCUAUUGGACGGUCAUGAGCAUGUACGGAGCUCGCAAGAACGAGCGACUCGCGUUUCCCAAUCGGCCUCAGAGCGAGUAUAUCGAAUUCAAGGAUCAGGCGUUCCGGGCUGAAUGGGAGGGCAAGAAAAUCCCAAUGCAGAUCUUCCACGACGCGUAUUUCGAGGGCAAGGUUGAUUUCAAGGGCGAUGUACUCGAUGUUAUGGAAUGGCGUCACGAUUGGGCUGAAUUCAAGAUGACUCCCGAACUGUUCAAAUACGUGUUUACAGUUUUGAUUCCUGAUGUCGUUGUUCACUCGCACUCGCAAGAUGAAGAGCAAGUCAGGGACCACUAUGACCGCGGCGAUGACUUUUACCAAUGGUUCCUCGGUCCUCGUAUGAUCUACACGUCAGGCGUUGUGAUGGACAAUACCCGCGAAGAGACCCUUGAAGAGUUACAAGACAACAAGCUCGCACUCGUCUGUGAGAAACUCAAUCUCAAGCCUACCGACAAGCUUCUCGAUAUCGGCUGCGGAUGGGGGACCCUCGCUGCAUACGCUGCCAAGAACUAUCAAUGCGACGUGACCGGUGUAACCCUCGCCAAGAAGCAAGCUGCUUUUGGCAACCAGCGCAUCAAGGACAAUGGCUGCGACACCGAGCGCGCUCGUAUCCUGUGCAUGGACUUCCGUGACGUUCCUGCGGUCAAGGGCCAGUACACCAAGAUCGUUUCGCUCGAGAUGGCUGAGCAUGUCGGUAUCAGGCGGUAUAAUGCCUUCUUGCGUCAGGUCUACGAUCUCUUGGACGACGAUGGUAUCUUUGUCUUCCAGGUUGCGGGUAUCAGGCAGUGCUGGCAAUACGAGGAUUUGAUUUGGGGGCUUUUCAUGAACAAAUACGUGUUCCCGGGUGCCGACGCAUCCUGCGCGCUCAACUGGGUUAUCGGCCGCCUCGAGGGUGUUGGUUUCGAAAUCAAAGCCGUCGAUGUGCUCGGCGUUCACUAUAGCGCAACCAUCUGGCGCUGGUACAAAAACUGGAUCUCGAACAAGGACAAGGUUAUCGCGGCCUACGGCGAACGCUGGUUCCGCGUAUGGUCGUUCUUCCUUGCCUACUCGACGAUCAUCUCGCGUCAGGGAUCCGCCUCAGUGUUCCAGAUUACUGCACACAAGAACUUGAAUGCGUUCCACCGCAUGGAGGGUAUGGAUAGCCACACGAGUCUGAGGAUCAGCGACAGGGCUAAAAAUAAUGCGAGCAUCCAGUAG
This is a messenger RNA of Rhizoctonia solani, 1497 nucleotides long. RefSeq names its product cyclopropane-fatty-acyl-phospholipid synthase. Bases 1 to 1497 code for a protein of 498 amino acids. The transcript has 5 exons. The record is from RefSeq and is a predicted model, not a curated record. Lineage: Eukaryota; Fungi; Basidiomycota; Agaricomycetes; Cantharellales; Ceratobasidiaceae. Gene Ontology annotation, biological process: cellular response to biotic stimulus.